Molecule: messenger RNA, 4065 nt
Organism: Fraxinus pennsylvanica
Lineage: Eukaryota; Viridiplantae; Streptophyta; Magnoliopsida; Lamiales; Oleaceae
Source: the annotation of a GenBank genome assembly
AUGGAAGGAUCCGAAGGCAAGGAUUUCAAGGACUUCACCGAAGCCGCCUCUAGCAGUUCCAGAACUGCCUCCAGCAGCUCCAGAACUGAUAGCACACUGUUUGAUGCAUCACAGUACUUGUUUUUCGGGAAAGAUAUAGCUGAUGAAGUAGAAUUAGCGGGUUUGGAAGAUGAAGAAGUUGGGGUUCCUGUGAUCGGGGACAGAUUUGGUGGCGGAGAAGAUGAGCUGCAGGAGUAUCAUUUGUUUGACAAAGAUGAGGGAUCAGGUUUAGGAUCAUUAUCUGGUAUAGAUGAUUUGGCUACCACAUUUGCAAAGUUAAACAGAGCUGUGUCUGGACCAAGACAUUUUGGAGUUAUUGGUGAUCGAGGAUCUGGAUCUUUUUCAAGGGAAAGUUCAUCAGCUGCAGAAUGGACACAGGAACCAAAUUUUUCUUAUUGCCUUGACCGGCAUAUGUCUGACUCAGAAUGUUACCAAGAAAGUAAGAGGUGGUCAUCUCAACCACGUCUCUCUUCAUUGCAACUUCCAGAAUCAAAAUCAUUAUACAGAACUUCGUCAUACCCCGAGCAGCCUCAGCAACUACAACACUUUGCUAGUGAGCCUAUUUUAGUUCCCAAGUCAUCUUUCACUUCCUUCCCUCCACCAGGAUCUCAACAAGCUUCUCUGAAUAAUUCGAAUUGUCUUAAUAUUCCAUCUCUCUCUGGUGGACCUCAGUCACCCUUCUCUGUGCCAACCAACUCUGCAUUAUAUAAUUCUACUCUGCAUUUACCGGGCACAAGCCAUGGAUUUCAUUACAAUACAAACAUGUCACACCUGACCUCACCAAAUAUCACUAAUAAUCCACGCCUGCAAAACUUCUGGACUAGCCAUGCUGGUCUCCUCCACGGGGAUCAUUCUGUCCUCUUGAACAAUGUUUUGCAACAUCAAUAUCAAAACGGGUCAUUAUCACCACAGCUACUAUCCUCGCAGCAACAUCGACUUCAUCUUCAAGUUCAACCAGCUUUAUCUCAUUUGUCACCACUGAAAUCUCAGAUAUUUAACACUUUUCCUUCACCAUCACAUUUGAAUAAAUAUGAUAAGAGAGAGUCAAAACCUAAAUCAGCCAAAGGCAAACAUAGUGUGCGAUUCUCCUAUCACGGAUCUGAUUCUAGUAGUCAUAGGACUGAUAGUAGUUUACAACAAUUCAGAUCCAAGUACAUGACUGCUGAAGAGAUAGAGAGUAUUCUUAAAAUACAGCACGCCACAAACCAUGGUAAUGACCCAUACAUAGAUGAUUAUUACCACCAAGCUCGUCUUGCAAAGAAAUCAUCAGAAAUGAGGUCAAAAUAUCGUUUCUUCCCAUCCCACCUGAAGGAUCAAUCAUCCCGAUCCCGUAAUAGUGCAGAAUCAUGGCCACAUCUCCAUGUUGAUUCUCUUGGGAGAGUUUGUUUUUCUUCUAUACGUAGACCCUGCCCUCUUCUUGAGGUUGACCCCCCUCCCUCUGCUUGUGGCGAUGGCAGCGCUGAACCAAAAAUAUCUGAAAAGCCUUUGGAGAAGGAACCCAUGCUUGCAGCUAGGGUAACAAUUGAGGAUGGGCUUUGUCUUCUUCUGGAUGUAGAUGACAUUGACCGUCUUCUACAAUUUAGUCAACCCCAAGAUGGUGGCACUCAGCUUAGGCGGAAGCGGCAGAUUUUAUUAGAAGGGUUAGCAGCCUCUCUUCAGCUUGUUGACCCUCUUGGUAAAAGUGGCAACUCUGCUGGGCUGGCUGCCAGGGAUGACAUUGUGUUUCUACGCAUAGUCUCUCAUUCCAAAGGUCGGAAACUGAUUUCAAGGUUCCUUCAGCUCAUUUUACCUGGGAGUGAGCUUGUCCGAAUAGUCUGCAUGGCUAUCUUUCGUCAUUUAAGAUUUUUGUUUGGGGGCCUUCCUUCUGAUCCAAGUGCAGCUGAGGCUAUUCAUAAUCUUGCCAAGACAGUUUCUCUGUGUGUCGCUGGUAUGGAUCUUAAUUCUCUUAGUGCUUGUCUUGCUGCAGUAGUUUGUUCCUUAGAACAGCCUCCUCUUCGUCCACUUGGGAGCCCUGCUGGAGAUGGUGCUUCUGUUGUCUUGAAAUCUGUUUUAGAACAAGCGACUCACUUAUUAAGUCAUCCUAGAGCUGCCAGCAAUUUUAGCAUGCCCAAUCCUGGCCUUUGGCAGGCUUCCUUUGAUGCUUUCUUUGGUCUGCUGACAAAGUAUUGCGUAAGUAAAUAUGACAGUAUUGUGCAAUCAAUAUGUACUCAAGGCCAGCCAGACAUAGAGGUAAUUGGUUCAGAGGCUGUGAGAGCUGUAAGCAAGGAAAUGCCGGUGGAACUUCUUCGUGCUAGUCUUCCACACACUGAUGAGCGUCAGAGGAAGUUAUUGAAUUUUGAUCAGCGACCAAUGCCUGUUACUGGAUUUAAUGCUCAUGGUGGAAGCAGUGGACAGAUAAAUCCUGAAUCAGUGCGAGAACUCUUAUGGGCAAGUGUUGUAUAUGUUGCUGACAUAUGGUGGAUCCAACCUUUUUCGAUUGGCUUCCUCCUAUUCCCUUCAAGUUUCUGUUUCGAGGCGCUUGUCGUUGGAUCAUUAAAAGUUAAGCUUGCUUCUGGAAUUUUUUUAGGAAUAUGUUUUAGAAAAUUUGUUACUUUUCUGUUAUUAUAUGCAUACAAACUGUCUUCAAUUACUCUUCUUAAUUUCUAUAUAUCUCUCCAGUUCAGAGUGGAUCAUAGAUAUUCGAGAAGAAACAUUUAUCUUUUGCAGCUCCAUCAAUUUCAAGGGAUGGAUUUUAUGGAGACGAAGCGAAGGAGCAACUUCACUAAAAAAGUUUUCUUAGCUGCUGGCAUUACUGCACUUUUUAUUUUUCUUUUCAAGCGAGCACCUGAUACUAGUACCUCUACCAAGUUCUCUCAACAUGAGCCUGGAGUAACGCACGUGUUAGUAACUGGAGGUGCAGGCUAUAUAGGUUCUCAUGCUGUCCUUCGGCUUCUUAAGGAUUCAUAUCGUGUAACCAUUGUGGACAAUCUUUCCAGAGGGAACAUGGGAGCUGUUAAAAUUCUCCAAGAACUUUAUCCUGAGCCCGGGAGACUUCAAUUUAUAUAUGCUGAUCUAGGGGAUGCAGCAUCAGUAAAUAAAAUUUUUAGAGAGAAUGCAUUUGAUGCCGUCAUGCAUUUUGCGGCUGUUGCUUAUGUUGGUGAAAGUACAGCCGAACCUCUAAGGUAUUAUCAUAAUAUUACCUCAAAUACCUUGUUAUUAGUGAAGGCAAUGGCUACUCGUGGUGUAAAGACAUUGAUCUAUUCGAGCACUUGUGCAACAUAUGGAGAACCAGAAAAGAUGCCGAUCACAGAAGUUACUCCUCAAGCCCCGAUCAAUCCAUACGGAAAAGCCAAGAAAAUGGCUGAAGAUAUUAUAUUGGACUUCUCAAAGACUUCCGACAUGGCUGUCAUGAUCUUAAGGUACUUCAAUGUUAUUGGCUCCGACCCUGAGGGAAGACUGGGAGAAGCUCCACGACCAGAAUUGCGUGAACAAGGACGUAUUUCAGGAGCUUGUUUUGAUGCAGCCAGAGGAAUAAUUUCGGGAUUAAAGAUAAGAGGGACUGAUUAUAGCACACCAGAUGGAACUUGUGUGAGAGACUAUAUUGAUGUCACUGAUUUGAUUGACGCACAUGUUAAAGCCUUAGCCCAUGCAAAACCAGGCAAAGUUGGUAUUUACAAUGUUGGCACUGGUAAAGGUAGUUCAGUAAAACAAUUUGUGGAAGCAUGUAAGAAGGCUACUGGUGUGAACAUAAAGGUGGAUUACCUAAGUCGUCGUCCGGGGGAUUAUGCUGAAGUAUACAGCGAUCCUUCAAAGAUCAAUAACGAACUAAAUUGGAUGGCAAAGUACACAAAUCUUGAAGAAAGCUUAGCAAUUGCUUGGAGAUGGCAAAAGACACACAGAAAUGUCGGCGAGAAGUGGGCAUUGUCACCAACCAACGGCGCGAACGCUGAAAUUAGCCUCUGUAGUGGACUCCGAAGUGUGGAUUCGCACGCAUGGAAGGAACAGACGGAGGAUAAUGUGAUAUUGCAAUAUUGGUUGUUGACAUAA